AUGUUCCUGCAUCGAAGCGUUGUUCUUGUUGCCCUACUCAAGAGCUGUUCUUGCAUCCAACCAGAAGCUCCCUCGCCGAAAGCUGCACCCCUGCGUGAGCUACCAUGGGCGCAGCUCAACUUCCUGCAUACUACCGAUGUUCACGGCUGGUGGGGUGGCCAUCUCCAAGAAGCUUCGUAUUCAGCUGAUUGGGGCGACUAUGUCUCGUUUGCCAAACACUUGCGCGAUAGAGCUGAUGCAGAUGGCACCGACCUUCUGAUUGUCGAUACUGGAGAUCGUGUUGAAGGCAACGCCAUUUAUGAUUCUUCCAAGCCGCGAGGAAAGUUCACCUAUGAAAUUGCCAAGGAGCAGCAUAUCGAUCUGAUCAGCUCCGGUAACCAUGAGUUAUACAAAGCCGAUACUGCUGAGGGAGAGUAUAUCCACACUGUUCCCGACUUCAAAGGGAGCUACCUAGCCUCCAACCUGGACAUCAUACAUCCCAAAACAGGGAAGCUGGUUCCGCUUGCACCGCGUUACAAGAAGUUUAACACAAAGAAUCAGGGUAUUCGUAUCCUGGCCUUCGGAUUCAUCUUCGACUUCACUGGAAAUGCGAAUAAUACCGUCGUUCAAAGAGUGGAGGACACCGUUAAAGAGGAGUGGUUUAUGGAGGCGAUUAGAGACAAGGAGGUCGAUCUGAUCGUCGUAUUUGGUCAUGUCGACAUCCGCUCUGAAGAGUAUAAAGUGCUCUACAAGACUAUUCGCUCUGCGCACUGGGAUACGCCGAUCCAAUUCUUCGGUGGCCACUCGCACAUUCGGGACUACAAGAUCUUCGACAGCGGCUCUGUAGCUCUCGAGAGUGGUCGCUACAUGGAGACAUUAGGCUUCAUGUCCAUCGACGGACUCAACGCUGGCGGUUCAAAAGAUGAAGGCGCUGCAACUCAGAAGGCAAAGCUCACCUUCUCUCGGCGCUACAUCGAUAACAACCUCUUCUCCAUGCAGCACCACAGCGGCAAAGACGAAAAGUCUUUUCCCACCGAGCACGGUCUUAAAGUCUCCAAAGCUAUCGGCAACGCCCGCAAAUCCCUGGACCUCACCCACAAGUAUGGCUGUGCUCCCCACGACUACUGGGUCAACCGCCGCCCAUACCCUCACAAUCAGAGCAUCUUCACCCUGAUCGAAGAGCAAAUGAUCCCCGACACAGUCUCCAAAUCCGACCGCAUCAAAGCCGGAGGCAAAGCACUCCUAAUUACCAACACCGGCGCCAUCCGCUUUGACAUCUUCAAAGGCGCCUUCACAAAAGACACAAAAUUCCUUGUCUCGCCCUUCACGUCUGCGUUCCGCUACAUCCCUGAUCUGCCGUACAAAGCCGCCAGCCAAGUCAUCAAGCUGCUCAACAACGAAGGUCCGAUCAUGCUGGAAAUGAUGGACCAGAACACAUUCCUCCAGCCGCCAGAAAUCCACGCCGCGCGAUUCCGCCCACACAUCCUGUCCUCAAGCCCCAGCUCCUUCGCGCCCCAAUCCCACGGUCAAAACAUCCUCAAGCCCUCCUCGGACCCCUCAACAUUCCCCGGCUACACGACCAAGGACGACGCCGGCACCGACGGCGACGACACAAUCCACUCGCAAAUCGAAUUCUUCAACGUCCCCAAUUGCAUCCAGUCGGCUAUUGGGUUCGACGCCGAGCAUGAGCCGCAAACGGUCGAUCUCAUGUACAAUGAAUUUAUCCAGAAGUGGGUGUUGUUGGCGCUGGAGUAUGUGGGAGAGAAGUAUGGGAUUGAGGAUACGACGAGUUGGGAUGGGGGGAAGAGUUUCACGGAUGUCAUGACGGAGUGGGUGGAGGGGCAUUGGAAGGGAGAGUGUUAG
Molecule: messenger RNA, 1842 nt
Organism: Parastagonospora nodorum SN15
Lineage: Eukaryota; Fungi; Ascomycota; Dothideomycetes; Pleosporales; Phaeosphaeriaceae
Exons: 3
Coding region: 1-1842 (613 amino acids)
Biological process (GO): nucleotide catabolic process
Cellular component (GO): cytosol
Molecular function (GO): hydrolase activity
Source: RefSeq, a predicted model, not a curated record